Messenger RNA from Diospyros lotus (date-plum), 612 nucleotides. RefSeq names its product protein synthesis inhibitor II-like. Bases 1 to 612 code for a protein of 203 amino acids. The record is from RefSeq and is a predicted model, not a curated record. The transcript has a single exon. Gene Ontology annotation, molecular function: rRNA N-glycosylase activity. NCBI's taxonomy places the organism in Eukaryota, Viridiplantae, Streptophyta, Magnoliopsida, Ericales, Ebenaceae. Gene Ontology annotation, biological process: negative regulation of translation.
AUGCCUACUAAAUAUUUCGAUGUCAUAUUAAAAGUCAACGAGAGUAUUUCCACUUCUGGACAGGUUACGUUAAGGAUUCAGCAAGAUAACCUCUACUUGGUCGGCUUCAAAAAUGCCAGUGAUCAUUGGUUAGAAUUUGGCAAUAGUUCAUCAAAUAAGCUAAUUACUGGAUCCACCUUUCUGGGUUACAACGGUAGCUACAUCAGUUUGCAAGGAAAUGCAGCCAAUAGACAGAACAUAUCUCUUGGUAAGAAGAAACUCAAACAAGCUGUGAAGGACCUUGCUACCUCCACUGAUACUCGAAGAAGGGCUGAGGGAUUGACCAUUGUGAUUCAGAUGAUAUCUGAAUCAAUGAGAUUUAGAAAUAUCUCUACAUUUCUAUCCAAUAUAUCCAAUGAGUCAGGGCUUUGUCCUCCUACACACGUGCUAGAACAAGAGAACUCAUGGGCACAUAUUUCUGAAGAAUUGUUACAUAGCGACGCAUGUUAUAAUCAUAAAUUCAAACCUCCAGAUCGCCAAACAGGAAUUACCAGUCGAAGUGAGGCGAUUAAAGCAAUUGGCAUGAUCAAAUAUUUCAAUUUUUCAGGGUGCAAAUGUGGAAGCAAAAAAUGA